Messenger RNA from Rubroshorea leprosula, 2406 nucleotides. The record is from the annotation of a GenBank genome assembly. Lineage: Eukaryota; Viridiplantae; Streptophyta; Magnoliopsida; Malvales; Dipterocarpaceae.
CACCUUAAAACCCACCUCAACCAGUUAUCUCAGACAUUUCCAAGAGGCCGAAGAGUAUGCCUUGUCUGGCUAGCCCAUACCUGGACCACGGGCACACCACAAAAGAAUGUAACAGUUUGAAGUCUGAGCUUGAAGGCUUGGCUCAUAAAGCUAAUCUUGAUGGUGUUGUCACGCCACACAACGACUCGCUAGUCACCUCAAUCAUUGUCAACAAUUGCGAAGUUCAGCGUGUCCUUGUUGAUGUAGGAAGUGCUCCUAAUGUCAUGUAUUAUCACUACUUUGAGAGCCUUAGCCUUGACCUUGACACUACUCUCCUACAGAAGUAUGAUGGUCCUAUCUAUGGAUUUAAUAAUCAACCAGUCCCUGUGGAAGGAGUCCUUAGACUCAAUGUGGCCUUUGAUUCAGGUCGGACAUAUAUGAUUCCCUCAGUUCAGUUUCUGGUUGUAAAGAUGACCUUGUCUUUCAAUAUCGUCAUUGGGAGGCCUACUUUAACCAAGAUCAAAGCUAUUGUUUCCCAAUCUCACUUAUGCAUAAAAUUCCCUACACCCAUGGGAGUGGCCACUCUCAAAGGGGGGGGGGGAGAGGCUGCAAGCAAUCAGGGAAGAGGUGUAGAAGCUCUUGCAGACUGCCAUCCUUUGCCGAGUAUAGAUCAGCUAGUUGAAGCUAAAUUCGGAAAUGAAAGGCUCAGUCUCUUAGAUGCUUACUCAGUUUAUCACCAGGAUUCAUGGUUUCUAGAAGGGGAUAAAGGUCAAUCUCGAGAAGAUAAAGUUAAUAGAGGAAAUGAAACCACAGAAGUCAGUCAAAGAUGUGCAGCGCCUAACUGGGAGAGUAGUAGCUCUGCACAGAAAGAUGAAGCAGGGAAGCCUAAGAAGUUUGAAUGGACCUCAGAGUGUCAAGCUUCCUUCGACGAACUCAAGGUAUACCUCAGUUCACCACCUUUGCUAACUAAGGUUGAAGAGGGUGAGAUUCUUUACCUCUACCUCGAGAUAUCCGACACAACAAUAAGCUCGAUUUUAGUUAGAGAAAUGGGGAAGCAACAGAGGCCAGUGUACUAUGUCAACAAGGUGCUACAAGGAAUCGAGCUAAGAUACUCCAUAGCAGAAAAGGCAACUUUAGCAGUUGUCACCAUGGAAAGGAAGCUGAGGCCAACAGAGAAUGAGCAUGUAGAUUCCCUAUGGAAGUUAGCUUGUGAUAGCUCUGGUGGAAUGAGGUUCAUCUAUGUCGAGGUCCUUGAUGAACCAAGCUUUGAAAAGUCAAAGGUGAUGGAGGGAAUAGACCUUAUGGGUCCUUUUGUCAAAGGCGUGGAGGGAGUAACACACUUGGUUGUGGUGGUUGAUUACUUUACGAAGUGGGUGGAAGCUCGACCUCUUUCCAAUCUAACCUUGAAAAAGAUUGAAGAUUUUAUUUUUAGCUCAAUCAUCUGUAGCCGCAUUGUCCCCAACUCGGUAUUCCCAAGAACUUCAGCUUCAUCCCCGUCAACAGCAAUGAACUCAUACUCUAGACAUGAAAGGAGCACAGUUCAGCCAACCUCAUCCCGCUCCCAAUUCAGAGUCAUAUUUAGGCAGAACUUGGCUAUUUACACUCCCCGUCUUCCUCCACUCCACCUUCUUGAGGAUCGAAUGUGGAAGAGGUCCACGAUCUUAGACAAAGUUGCUGAGUUGACAAAGUUGGAGACAUACUACUCAACUAAGUUGUGCACCUCCAGCUCAGAUUUCCUUCGAACUUCGACCAGCCUAUCUCUUGCCUUGGCCAACUCAUCCUUGGACUUCUUCCUCUUCUCCACCUCGGUCUCAACAAUAGCUUUAGCAGAAACCAACUCCUCCCUAACCUUCUCUAGCUCCGAGGUUAGGUCAUUGAAGUUUUACUCGGCUGACUACUUCUUCUGGUUGAGCUCAUCAUUCUUGUCAGCCAAUUCGUUCCUCUCCUUAAGGUCCUCCAUUAUUGUUCACCUCGUCCCUCGCCCUUUGCAGGUCCACAUUUGGAAAAGUGGACUUGAUGAACCGCUUUAUAGUUGUCCUGCUGGUGUUCUCCAAAAAGCUGAACUUUCUACUUUGGGAAGGGGUCGCCCUUCCCUUUCCCAUGGGUCACCACACCCACCUUCUACAGAGAUGGUUCAAUCUAAACCGGUAGAGGCUGAGGCAUGAACUCAAUCAAGGCCUCGGGCUGAGGCUGUUGCACCUCCACCCUUCUCCUUUUCUAAGUGCCAGCCUCCUCCUCUGUUCCAAGCUAGACCUUGUUUUAGCUCGGGCUCCUCCGCUUGGGCGAGAUCUCAAAGUCCUACCCACUGUCCUCUCCUCCACAGUAAAGGCAACUGAAGCCUUUGACCUCUUCUUUGGGAGGGCAAUGGUCUUGCCUCUAGUCAACAAUUGCUUCAUUUCCUCUGCAAAAUAAAAUAGAAUUAGUGGA